Molecule: messenger RNA, 2536 nt
Organism: Gracilinanus agilis (Agile Gracile Mouse Opossum)
Lineage: Eukaryota; Metazoa; Chordata; Mammalia; Didelphimorphia; Didelphidae
Gene: MCOLN2
Product: mucolipin TRP cation channel 2
Exons: 13
Coding region: 1-1620 (539 amino acids)
Cellular component (GO): lysosomal membrane; plasma membrane
Molecular function (GO): NAADP-sensitive calcium-release channel activity
Source: RefSeq, a predicted model, not a curated record
AUGGCCCAUCCCGAAUCUGAUUUGAUGGAGGAGUGCCUAAAAGAAGACUUGAAGUUUUACUUCAUGAAUCCAUGUGAAAAGUAUCGAGCGAGACAUCAGAUUCCAUGGAAAUUGGGGCUGCAGAUUUUGAAGAUUGUAAUGGUGACAACACAGCUUGUUCUUUUUGGUCUGAAUAACCAACUGGUGGUCUCCUUUAAAGAGGAUAAUACGGUGGCUUUUAAGCACUUAUUUCUAAAGGGAUAUUCUGGCGUGGAUGAAGAUGACUACAGUUGCAGCGUCUAUACACAGGAAGAUGUCUAUGAAAGCAUGUUUUUUAUUAUUAACCAGUAUCAGCGUUUAAAGAAUAUCUCACUGGGCAUGCUUGGUUAUGAAGAAAAUGAAGAUGAUAGAAUUGGCUUGAGAGUGUGCAAACAACAUUAUAAGAAAGGCACUGUUCUCCCAUCAAAUUAUACCCUCAACAUAGACAGUGAAGUUGAAAUAGAUUGUAUCCACUUAGACCUACAGGUCCUCAAUAGUGAGAAUUCAGGACAUUGGAUGAAUUCCUCUUUUUUUAGUCUAGAAUUUUAUCGGCUUUUACAAGUUGAAAUCUCCUUUAACCUCAAAGGCAUUGACCUACAGACAAUCCAUGCCCGGGAGCUACCAGACUGUUAUGUCUUUCAUAACAUCAUUACCUUUAACAAUAAAGCUCACAGUGGUAGAAUAAAAAUCUAUUUUGAUACCGAGGCCAAUAUUCAGGAGUGCAAAGGCUUGCAUGUAUCUGGAUCAAGUCAGAAAAACACCCAAUACAUCCUGAUGUUCGAUGUGUUUGUGAUUGUGAGCUGUGCUACUUCCCUUAUUCUGUGCACCAGAUCCAUUGUCCUGGCCCUCCGACUGCAAAAAAGAUUUACAAGGUUCUUCCUGGAGAAAUAUAAAAGACGUGUGAAUGAUGCUGACCGCUGGGAAUUUAUCAAUGGAUGGUACAUCUUAGUGAUCAUCAGUGACCUAAUGACCAUCAUUGGAUCAAUAUUAAAAAUGGAAAUCAAAGAAAAGAAUCUCACAAAUUAUGACCUCUGCAGCAUUUUGCUUGGGACAUCCACUUUGUUUGCUUGGGUUGGAGUCAUCAGAUACUUGGGCUAUUUCCAGACAUACAAUGUGCUCAUUUUGACGAUGCAGGCUUCGUUGCCCAAAGUCCUUAGGUUCUGUGCGUGUGCCGGGAUGAUUUACCUGGGAUACACCUUCUGCGGCUGGAUCGUCAUAGGACCCUACCACGAGAAGUUUGAAGACCUGAGCACAGUGGCAGAAUGUCUGUUUUCUCUGGUCAACGGCGAUGACAUGUUUGCGACCUUUGCUCAGAUCCAGCAGAAGAGCAUCUUGGUGUGGCUCUUCAGUCGUGUGUAUUUAUAUUCCUUCAUCAGCCUUUUUAUCUACAUGAUUCUCAGUCUCUUCAUUGCACUUAUUACAGACUCCUAUGACACCAUUAAGAAAUACCAACAGAAUGGCUUUCCACUAACGGACCUUCAGGAAUUCCUAAAGGAAUGUAGUGGCAGUGAAGAGUACCAGAAACAAGCCCCAACCCCCAUGACCUUUCUCUGCUGCUGUCGAAGGCGAGAAAGUGAUGACAAUUUGAUACUUAUUAACUAAGGACCUGUUGGCCGCAGAGAAUGGAAUUUCAGGCCUCCUUACACCGUGGAAAUGUAGGGUGGGACCAGGCUAUUGUUGUUGAAACGGUCACCCACAUUGCAAAUAGACCGAGCUUGGACCUGUGUUUCCAUAAACAGACUGACUUAUUGAACUGUCAAGUGGGAAAGAGAAGUUGCUGAUUGCGCCGCUGGCUGGCUGAAGGACUGGAGCCACUUUUUAUGAACUUGGAUUCCAAAGACUGGCUCCCCCCUCUCACUAGAAGUUUACACACAUAGGAUGGGGACAACCUAUUUUUCCCCCCCUGUUUGUCUUAUUUAUGGGAUGAAACAUUUGUUGGGGGUAGGGGGAGUAGAGAGAAGGAGGGAAAAGAUGACUUCUUUCAAAAGGUGUAAAACAAUGGCGUAAAAACUACAUACAUAGAUAUUGUUCAAAGUGAAGACCAGCAGGAGAAGAAAAGUGGUUGCUGGGGAUGGAAGAUGUUUCAGCGACUCACCAGCAACAUGGAAGUGAGGUCGGUUGCUGAAUUCUAAUCUAGAGACCCCAAACUGAAGACCUUUUCAGCCAUUUGAAGAUACAAAGAUUUUAAAAAUUAUUCUAAAGCAAUUUAAUGUUAUGAGACAUUUCUUGAAUCUAUUUCUAAAUUUUUUCUUCCUGUGGUUUUCCUCUACUCCAAUGUAAUUUAGAAAUCUUAAUGGGUUGGCUCGUGUAUUAGCUGGACUCUGGCUCAUUUGAACCCAUCCCUACCACUCUGGUUUCUUGGUAACUGCACACUAACCUAAUUGAGGGUCGGAGGGAGGAGACACGGUUGUUGUAUGGACAGCACACAUUUUUAAUAUAAGCCAAUUCCAGAUUGAACACCAUUAAUGUGCUGUUUACCCUUCAAGUUAUGGUAAUAUGGCAAUUUUGUUAAAUCAAU